Amoebophrya sp. A25 is the source of this 6976-nucleotide messenger RNA. Lineage: Eukaryota; Dinophyceae; Syndiniales; Amoebophryaceae. The record is from the annotation of a GenBank genome assembly.
CUAGAAGAAGUGCGAAGAUAACGCAUGAGUAGAGAAGUAGGAAGGUGUACCCCCUUCUACUGGGCUGGCGAAUGAUAGUUAUCAGCGGAAUUUUUGUUUAUAUGCUGGUAACAUAAUUACCAUUUACUUUUCAGUUGCACUAUACAUCGCAACCUCACUUUGUAGUGAUAUGAUGGUUCCCCAUGCAUGUCCAUCUAGGGGUGCUCUCACACUGCUCGCCGAUAAUCUUUAGUCUGACCUGUGGUGCACGCCUGUCCGUGUUGCUGUGGUAAUGGCUAUCCCCGAAUGGUAAUCGCAGACCUAACUGCGCGCCUGAAUGAGAAAUCUUUGAGAGCCCUCCGUUUUUUCGUGGAAGCUGCUACAACUUUUCAAAGUGGCUGAUGACGAGAAAUCUAAUAGCAGAAACUGACCAUCGGCAGUUGCAAGGUAAUGUCAAGAGGCGUUUUGUAUUUGGUAAGAAUGCCCUCACUUAGUCUUGUCUAGGACUACGACAUCCUAUCGCAACAGUUAUCGUUGACCAGAGGCUUACUCCUCUUGAUAACUAACGUCAUGGUCUCGAAUAACCAUUACUACACCUACAACAUGAGCUCGGCGGUCGUGGCACUGCUGAAAUCAGCUGCCCUUCUCAUCGUGCGAACUCCAAUGACCGUGUUAUAUGUCGCGGGCGGUGUUGUGCGGGCGCUGGCGUCGAAAAUCUCUUGGGCGGUAGCCGAGCAGAGACGCCUGAGUGAUGGUAAAGCGGCUUCUAGCCUGGCGCACCACCACCUGGUCCUGUUGCGCUUCUAUACCACGACGAUCUGCCGCGUUGCGUGUCUAGCCUUCCUCUUCAAAGACGAAGGUGGAGGUGUUGAGACUGGGCUGGUACGUGCGUGCCUUUUCUAUGGCAACCUGCAACUAGCUGAGGUAGCAAGGUGCUUAGCAGCGCUCAUGUCGUCAUCCUUUCGGAUCCAGAGGCAGAUGAUUAAUGGAGCAGACAGAGCCCUGAGUACUCUGUCGAAUGGUGCGUGAUCGACUGGUUGUAACAGCAGGGAUAGUGAGUAAGAUGUUUUGUGAAGCCCGGGGGAUGGUCACGCUGUGCACCAUGAAUCUAUCUUCCUGAAGGCCUCACGACCAUGGCUGUCUCUAAUGCAUACCUUGACUGCAUACUAUGGCCUAGAAGUGGCUCUUUCUCUCUGAAUGUGUCUUCAUCUUCACUGACGUUGAAUUUCAUCCCCUUCUUGGUGCUAGCUUUGAUGGACUUUUCCUGCUGUUACUGAUAUGAAUGAAACAUCUUUUGUGCUCAGCACAACCUGCGGCAAUAAAAGCUGCCCUGAUCGACUCUGAUCAUGAGAUAGGACUGUAAGUGUCCUUAAAUACAGUGUCCGCUCCAUGAUGACGUCAGAGCUUGAGUGUGAGAGUUUGCCACGUUUUUUCUGCCUGUCAAACUAAGCUUCUGAUAAGAAGAAUAUAGUCUGUCAUCGGUGCUGUCGGUGUUCACCAGCCUUCCCCGUUUUUUCCGCUUGAUCGGUCCUUAAUACCUCAAGACAGCAGCUCGUGUAGCGUUACUAGCCCUCUUGUUAGGCCACAAUCAAUCAGUGAGUGUUUACAAGCGUGCAUCUAUUAUCACCGAAGCCCACAGCCACCUAAUCAGUUCCUUCAACGCUACCGUGCGGUACAUACCUGUGGCACUUCAUCAGUGAGUAAAUAUCGAAAUUCUCACAUGUAGCCUCGUUUUUUCUCUCCUCCCCUCAGGAUGACGGAUAAAAAACUCAAAAUUGGGACGAGUUCGAGCAGUUCUAGCUCGUCCUCGUCCACUGCCCUCUCGGGUCAGUACAAGAAAGGUAAGCCGGCGCCUACACCUAAGGUGAAAGCAGCCCCAAAGCCGAUGAAAGCCGUCAUGAAGGUCAUGAAGGCUGCUCCUCCAGCGACGAAGCCGACUCGUGCGAUGAAGGUCAACGCUAUGAAGGCUAAGAAUAUUGACAACGGUACGCGCGAUGCGACAGCUGACAACAACGGUUUGGAGGGUAUGGCGGAUGACGCGGAUAUGGGUUCUCGCUCAGGCGUGAAGAAUCAACGCUCUGAAGGUGAUGACGCAGACAAGCACUUGACCCUCAAUGCGGCCACCCAGCUCGAAGCUGCGGCUCGGCACUUGGAAACCAAGCGUGAUAGCUUGCUCCUCAGCUCGAGUGAGAGUGUAAGCUCCAACUCGGGUGCACGGCCCAUGGGAGAGUAUUUCCGUGAAGGUACCCCUUAUCAAUUAGGUGCCUGCUGCUUGUGAUCCUAUAAACCUCCAGAAGCCUGCUUUCAUAUCUGCUCGUGCAGAACCAUUUGUCUCCUAUCCUAUGUUCUAAGUGACUCAAACUCUGUACCGUCCGCCUAGUAUCCCUCACUCUCUCAUCAUAACUCCUAUCAUCCGCUGCGCAGGUAACUCGCCGAAGCCGCAGGUGAGUCCUGAAGAUCAUGAUGGUCAAGGAGUCGAGUCCGAGCAUGACGCUGAGAUGGUGCCCGCUGAUCAAGAGCACUGUGUUCCCGAUACUCAACAUGAUCAACGCCGCCUUCUCUCGACUGCUGCAGAAAAGGCUGCAGACAAGAUUGCUGAGGUGAUGCCACAAUCCAAGCCUGCCCCUAAGAGGUCAGCAGUGGCUCCAGUGCGUCCCCGUCAGGCAUCUCUCCAUGCGCACGCCUCCAGCUUGACAAACGCUGGCUCGCAAGGGUGUGUGCGCGAAUCUGGUGAUGAUGGAAAGCAUAUUGAUGCUCUGGGUAGCUUUCAGGAAUCUAUUAAUGCCAUCAGCACUACGUACUCGGGUACCUACGCUAGCUCAAGUUGUUCUCCUAAAGUAGAGACUUUAGCUGAUAGGAUACAGAAAAUUCAGACAGAAGCAAGAAGCAGUGCCUUUGCUGACCAAGAGUCUGACUCACUUCAACUUCCUUCGAUUAAGGAAGAAGAAGAGACUAUAAUUGAGUCUGGCGUGGUGCGCCUAGCUGCAACCUCAGACAUCCCGAGCUCCCUCAAGCGUGUGGAUGCUGAGGCUUGUGAGCUGAAACACCUACCUGCCACGGCUGGUAAUGAAAAGAGUGUUGGUAGCGAGACUGCUGCUCACGCUCCCCAAAACUCUCACAACGCGCGUUCCACUAAGGCACCGCACGGGAGUCUGGGAGCGGUCAGUCCAGCUCAACUACAACCUCAUCCGCUCACGCUAGUUGGUCUAUCGGCUCUACAUGACCCGCUGCCAUUCCUUGUCAGACUCUCGCAUGCCGAGACAGUCGACAAGCUAGCUAGAGCGUCGGCUCAAUUCAAGCUGGUUCUCGAAGAGCACCCAUGCUUAAUUGCGCUGGCGUGUGACGGGCGUUCAUUUGCACAAUGGUAUGACGUGCUUGUGCAAGUGAAUGAUGUCCUGACCGCUCAGGACCCUCAGCACUCGUGUGCAGAGAUCUUCCCAAGUCGGUCAGCUACAGGGAAACCCUCUCAGCUCCUGAAAAAACUGAUCAAGGAGCCGAGAGAGGUGGCACUGUCAAUUUGCUAUGGCGACCUGCUUGGUCCGGCGACGGUCAAAGCAAGGAUGCCGAAGCAAGGCGACCCGUGCCGCGUCCCCGUCUUCUUCCAGUCCUCAAGCCAUGUUGAGCAUGGCUACAGGCACCUCAGCACCGAGGUUCCGGGCUUUGACAACUACCUGACUUCGGGGCGGUUCCUCACACCGGUGUUCUACCAGCUCCUGGUAGACUACAAGUGUGCGAGUAACCAGAAGAGACUUACCGAAUACCUCUUCCAUGCCCUACCGACGCCUCUCAAGGCGCUAGUGCUGAGGAUGAGGUAUGCACUAUGCCACCUGACACAUUCGUGGCAACUGGUGCCAGAGAAUAUCUCUGAUAUUCUCGGUGGGUCGUUUGGACUUCUCCAGGAGUCGCGAAAGGAGAGUGGGAAGUCUGUCCACGCAGACCUCCUUCAAGCUCUCUAUGCGCUCCUUCGCAUCACGGCGGCGUACCUCGGUACUGAUGCCAAGACUGAGAAGAAGUCGCGCGUUGAGGUAGCUCUCCCGUCCUUUGAGCACGAGUGGUCAAAGCUCAUGGUUCGGCAGCAGAACUACUGCGCGCUUGCUGCAGCUACGCAGGGUCGCCAGUACUUUGUCUUUAAAGAAGACAAAGCGCGUGAACCUGCUGGCUGCCCUACGUUUGCUCAGCAGUACAAGGCAGAUCCUGAACUCCCGCAGUUCCACUCAGAGGCCUUCUGUACUCAGACGUGGGCUCCCUUCUACACCCUGGAUGAUGGCGAAGAUGACGUCGAUCUCUCCUCAUCUGAGGAAGACGAGGUGAAGAAGGCACAAGAUGCGCUUGGCGAGGAGUGUCAGCCUCUGGCUCAUCAACAGCAUGCGCCAAAGCCUGCCAAUGUGCCAGCGCAGCGAAAUGCUGUGCUGAAGGCUGCCUCCUCUCGUGGCCGCUCCCUCGCACAACGCCCUGAGCCACCUGCAAUUGCGGUGGCAACAGCUGUGCUUGAGGAAGGCGUGAAGGCCAGAUAUGGCCCUGCCGCGUCGUCACAUCAACCUGAUCUACCCUCGGGGCCGUACUUUCGACCGUCGACGCCGCUCCCUGGACACCAUGGCCGAUCACAAGCCAUCUUUGGUAUACCGCACAUGUAUGCCCAUUAUCAGGGCCUCGCGCAGCAUCCGCCUCACUUUGGAAGUGGCUCAGAGGAAGACCAGCAAGCCUAUCUCUUUGCCACUGCCAAUGGUCGCGCCCCCCAGUAUGGGCCGACGUCUAUGAAGUGUACUUUUCUUUUUUCCCCCUUUUUUCCUUCAGGACAUAAUCCUCGGUGAUGCUCUACUUCCGAAAAAUCCUCUAAGUAUGGGCCCCUGGUGGGUCACCAAGAUAAACCUGGUCCUCGUACCUCCUUACCACCUUCAACAACACCAUCGGCAGGUGCAACAUAUGGGUACCCGUACGUCGAAGACCCUCUACCUUCGAACUACGACUGUGAAGGGAUCUUGGAGCAGGAAGAGGCAGCGGUGCCUCUCUCCUCGCUCCAUCUAAACUGCAAUCUCCCGCCCCUCUUUGGCCUACCAUCAGACCUGGUAAACCCGGUUUGCUGGCGGAAGGUCAAAAGGUUUGCGCUCUCGGCAUGUGGCAAAAAUGUUCCCACUCCGAUACCACUAUCGGAGACUGCCAACAUUAACGCCCUUGCCUUGCUUCAUAGCAAACAGGCAGUUGCGCUCGUUAGGUCGAAGGAGAUGGGCGCUAAGCCGCUCGAAUUCGAGACGUACGUCGAUGCUCUGACGCUGUUAGCAGUCAACAGAGUGUCGACGACGUCAAUGGAACUCAAGCCCGACGAACUUAUCAAAGACUUGAAAAAAGUUCCAUGGGAGGGCGCCGACCUGAAAGCAGCUCUCCGUGACAUGCUUCAGGUCUUGGGCGCGGCGUCACCUUUCUGCAGUCACGGCAUCUCGCCAUCCUUCUUUGGAUUACAGUCUCAUACGAUGUCUCGCUGUGUCCGUCACUGUGAGAGCAUCCUUGGCGCUGUAGUGACUAUGACUGACAGGAUUCGCGAUUUCAACAGCGACGCUCACAAAAAGCUUGCCGCUGAAGUCAAGUCUCCGCUAGACCUCAUCCUUCUCCUUGCCUUUGUGGCAGGUGCGAUGGGAAAGGACUGGCAGCGCCUCCAUGUGCUCAAAGAAGACCUGGCCUCUACUCCAGGCCUCCUUGAGUCGCUCAAACUCCUUGAUCAGCAAUUGCUGAUCUCGUUUGCUGCUGCCUUCUUGCGCUCUGCGCCUGGAGUAGCGCAGCAACUUACGCGCGAGGACUUCAUCACAGCCUGCCUCCGUUGGCGUGAUACAGUCCCGCGCCGCGUGGUCUCAUCACCCUCAGUCGCAGUCACGUCGACCCUGACGCCUGCAGCGGUGGGUGCAGGUGCUGGUGGUGCAGCCCCUCGCAAGCAGAAGGUGAAAAAGCAGCUGCGAGAGGCUCGACCAGCGUUGAAUGUAGUUGCUAAGACCAACGACAAACAACGAGGUGCUAAGUCAGAAAAGCACCAAGCAUUUGAAACCAAAUGUCGUGCUGCUCUGAUCUCCAAGACGGAGCUGCAGGCCUCUGAUCUUGGAGGUGACGUGUGCUGCGUCCACCUUGCGCACCUGUUGCGAACGCAAGUUGAGGUACGUGAGCUACUUAUUUUUCCUUACGUAGCUACUCAGUCACUCUGUGCUCACGACUUUCGGUCUGCAUACUUAUAAAACUUAUGCAUUUUGUUAUAAGUCUCCGCGCCACCUUACCAUCUGUCUGUCCCACUAACAGGACUCUCGUGGCAAACUUGUGGUACCGAAAUGCCCGUGGAAAGAAUGCCCUCACCACCGAAGAACGGGGCAAGUGGCUCGCACCACUAAGGUCACUGGCAGCUAGACUGCUAGUGGCCGCAACUGGCAGAAGGUGUCCUCCUUCUGCCAUUAACCGGAUCCUUAAUCCGGCUGCACAAGUUCAUGCACUAGGCUUUCAGCAAAGGCACAUCAGGUACCUUUCUGUGACUCUAUCUCUAACUAAUGUGCUACUCCUUGUUUUAUUAUCUCCUGUCUCUCUCUCGACUAGACAAAAACUACAAGAAGGCUGACACGUGACCUAAUGUUCUCCUCUUGCCAGGUCGUCCGCUAUCAACGUGGAUUCGUCCCAUGUGGGGUCGGUCGAUUUCGUCUGGCAUCAUGGCAUAUCGGACGGUCACCCUCUCGUUGACACCGAGAGCAGACGUUGUUGUCGAGCGAGAUGCGCCGCACCGUUGCAAUGAGUCUACUCUGGCGAACAGGGAUAGUCAAGAAGGCCUUCCAGAUUUAUCUAGAAUGUCCUCUUUCUCCGACCUUUCACCAAUUUUGCUGUCUCCUAGGUUGCUUAGCCUUGUGUAGCAGGGUAGGAUCCACUCUAAUUAAAUCCGAUGGGACUGCAUUCAUGCGAAAUCGCAACUUGCAAGUAGUCAAAUUCAAAUGAAAUUGGCGUGGUCCCUAGAAAUUAAAAUCCUCCUGAAAUU